Molecule: messenger RNA, 7097 nt
Organism: Folsomia candida
Lineage: Eukaryota; Metazoa; Arthropoda; Collembola; Entomobryomorpha; Isotomidae
Product: protein kinase C-binding protein NELL2
Exons: 20
Coding region: 3136-5832 (898 amino acids)
Molecular function (GO): protein binding; calcium ion binding
Source: RefSeq, a predicted model, not a curated record
GUGCGAAUGUUGCAAGUAAGUGCAACCCAGAAAAUAAAGCCGCCCAGUCACCCACCGUAAUAUAUACAUAAUAAGAACAAUAAUAAUAAAUAAAUACACAGUCCGCGUUGUCCCAUGAAUAAAAAAAGUCUGUCAUAUCACAAGGUGGAAGUACAUCGAGCGAGUAUUUGUCUUUGAUCAAACUCUGAAUGAAUUUUGGAAUGAUAUUGAUCCAAGUUGUGAAUGUGUGUGUGUUGGUGAACAGUAGUGCAUGCAUACAUUUGGAAGCAGUGGUGGUGGUGGUGGGGUCUUCUAGGUAAAGUAAUUAAUAGUAGUCCCUGCCCCACCAGACGACCAGACCCAACUACCGGAAUAAGGAAUUGGUAUGUAUGGGAGAGAGAGAGACAGGUAGUUAUCGUAGUAUUUUAUUUGAUUGCUUUGGACUGGUGGUGGUUGGUGGUGGGUGGGUGACCAUUGUUAUCUUCCAGAAGGAAGUAUACGUACGUAUAAGGCAGUGACGAUGACGACUCUGUCUCUCACCAUCCAAACACUUUCCCAGGAAGGGAAAUAAGUAAGAGGGGAUACCAAGCAAUCCCAUCAUCAUCAUGAGCACAAUUGGACAUGUACGCGUUCCUGGGUCAGAAGCAUGAUUGGAAUUGGAGUUCAGGUCACAAUAAAAAUUGAGCUGCGACUACGGAUGGAUGGGUCCUCGUCGUCUCAGUUUUUGUGGGGGAACAGUGUGGGUUGAAGUGAAGUGAGAAGAAUCGGGCACCUACCUCGAUCCGAAACUCACCUCAGUUGGUGGUAAUAAGCACGAGUUGAGGAAACUGGACAGUGAACUCGUGAGGUGCACUGCACACCUACAUAUUAUUGUUGGUGUUACUAUUGGAUUGGUGGGUCGGUUGGUAGUAAAGUGGGUGUCCGUCCAGUGUAAGCCGGUAGUAAAGUUGUGAGUAAAAUGUACCGGGUGAAAUGCCAGGAGGAUCGAGGGUGGACUAGAACGUGAAUGGGAAUAAGCGGAGCAUUGAUUGGGCGCAGGUGGGCCUCUUUUUCUAGUGGUGGUGGUAUUGUGCUCGUCGUCGUCGUCCUCGUCGUCACUCUCCUAAAGGUUCUCUCUCUGGCUCUGGCACGCUCUCCUCUGCAGUCAUUUCCGGUGUGAGGAGCAAGAGUCGGGCAGUUUUCGGAGAGCGAGCCUCCGAGCACAUCAUCUCUCCCUGCACUUUGUCUCCUCUCCUACCUACCUAAAAACCUAACCUACCUACACAGGCAGGCAGAACGACUCUCUCUCAUUAUUGCCCACUCCAUGAAAUCCCAAGCAUUAAGAAGAAGCGACCCUUCGCCAUCCCGUCUCAUUCCUCGUCCUCAUCUCAAACGGACCAGAAGAGUCGAGACACCUUGCUCAUUCUUCUUCUUAUUCUCACAGUCACGCGCGACGACACGAUUGCCAAUUAGGACUUGGCACACGUGAGACAAAAGCCUUAUCAGUCAGGUCGGACGACGAGGAGAUUCUCCAAGUGACCAAUACAUAAUAGAAACGUAAGCUAAAUAAAAACUCGUCGAGUGUGAGGAUGCUGAGGACUUUGAGGAAAAAAAAGAAAAGAGCGACUCCAAAAGUGUCAACUUAGCCGAUAUCACUACUACAUCUCGAGUAAAUAUAGGGGGACGAAAAAAUUUCGCAAAACCAUGGGUUAAAAUCUGGCCAAAGGGGAGUCUAUAACUUUUGAUUCGACUACUAUUUUCUCGGCUGCCCCAUAUACGACAAAAUAUAAUCUCAUCCACAUCAUCUCUCCUCCACUUUUUUUAUCGUGCCACGACGAGUGUCAAGCGUGAGAUUGGGCUGACUCUGCUCUCUCUCUGAUGGGGAAAGGCGUCAAAUUUCUGCACAUCAUAAUGGACCACACCACCACGACGACUGCCUGCCUGCUUCUUCUUCUUCUUCUUGCACUUGGACCAAGACGAUGCACUUGUGUCCUCUCUUCAUAAGUAGGACUGAAGUGGAGAGAUUUCGGUUCAGUCAGCGUGUGCGGAUUGGCUGCAGUGGACAUUGAUUCGUCAUACCAGAGAUCAGAGGCGUGUGUGGGGGGUCAAGUGAGACGGGGAUGCACUGCUGGCUAUAAUAAAACUUGUCCGACUUGAGAUUGUGUCCCGAUGUGAGAGUUUUAAAGUAAUAGAAUUAUUCCCAGUGGCACAAGUGGAAGAAGAAGAAGAAGUUGUUAGCCGUCCUCGUUCGAUCGGACUGACUGACCUAGUUCAGACGGUAAAGAAGAAGUUGUGGUGAGGUUUUAGGAGUGUGUAGUAGUGGAUGGAAGAAGAAGAAGACUAGAUACGAGUGCGAAAUAAGAAGAACAAGAAGCUGCAUGAUUUGGGGGUCGUCUUCUUUUUGUUCUUUCUUCUUCUUCUUCUUCCUCGUCUUUCUGGUCUGGUGUUGGCAUCUCGCCUCCUAUUUGUGCAAGCUAGAAGAAUUUCUAAUGAGCCUGGAGAGCCACGACUCCUGCUCCUGCUGGAGUAAGAGAGAGAAAAGGGACAGCUCUUCUCCCAGGAAGAAGCCAGCCAAGUAAGUCGAGAGGAAGAAAGUGUGAGAGAAAGACAAGGAUCUCUUCUUCUCCUGCUUUUUCUUCUUCUUCUCCUGACCAGAGAAAGCAGAGAGAAAGAAAGAGAGAGAAAGAGAGAGAGAGGAUCAUGCCUCUUCCCUAUGGACUAUUAUGCGGUGGUGGUUCUUCUGCUGCUGCUCCGUCUACGACUACGACGACCAGUGGAGAAAGUCAGUGCACGUUCGGACCAAUUCUUCUCCACCAGACUUGACUGUCGAGCACGUUCCCCACAAUCAAACCAAGCCACAAAAUAUAAACUAAACCAACCAAGCAACCAACGCGGGUUCCCCCACCUUAAAAUUGAUACUGGACACAUGGUGGUGGGUGGAGUGGGGUCGUUUAUGACAAAUUAUUGAGUGGGGACCAAGUACAUUCAUAAGUGACUUAUUAGGAGAAAGUUAGUGACUGCAUACAUAUUUAGUUGAGACUUUUUUAGUGGUGGGAUUCCUCUAACUUAGAAAAAAGCGAGAGGGAUAAGGAAGUGGACUUUUGGUACUAUGUUGGAUGCGGUGCGGUGAAGCCUUGUGCCGCAUCUUCAUCUCGGACUCUAUUAUCUCUUUACAACAUGUUCUGCAUCGCCCUCGUCCUCCUCCUACAGUGUCUCUUCGGCUCCUGCGGAUACACUUUUAAAGGUGAAACUCUUUCAGUUGGUGGUCAAGAAUUUGUCCAAGUGGACCUUUUUGACAGUCUUCAUCUCCACAAUAGCACAUACCAGGGUGUAAAACUAGGGAAAGGAGUUCGAUCAUUGGGCCCAGGCGUGGUAUUCUCAGGUGACUUUCGAGACGUCAUCAUAUCCAGCGAGUGGGUGGAUCGCAUUCGUGGCCAUCUCGAAGAAGUGAACGACUUCACCAUCUCGGCCAGCGUGAAGCAGAAUCCAAACAAUGUGGGGACAUUGUUAGCAUUUUCUAGAGGGUUAAUUAGCGCACUAGAGAUUCAGUCCAGCGGUCGAAAAAAUGAGCUGAGAGUAAUAUCGAACUCGAUAGUUGAAGCAUUCCCAUUCCGUUUGGCGGACGGCAGUUGGCAUCGACUGGCCAUCUCAUUUUCUGCCUCACAAGUCGAAAUCCUGGUGGACUGCAGGGUCGUGUACAGGCGCGUCCUUCGCUUCGAUCCUGCCUCCAUGAUCCACAAUUCUCAAAACAUAUCCGUCUGGAUUGGACAGAAAGCUCCUUCUAAUUUCCUUUACCAGGGUGUAAUGCAAGAUUUACGACUCACAUUUGGACCUUAUGGCUAUUUGUCACAAUGUCCCCAAGUGGACACACAAUGCCCGACAUGCAGCGAAUACAAUGCCUUAAAAAUGUCUUUUGCCUCGUUGCAGUCUCAAAUAGAAAUGUUAACGGCGAGGUUAAGUGUGGCGGAAGCACGGCUGACAAAUGUGGAGCAGUGCGAGUGCAAGAAGUCGUGUAAAGUAAAUGCCACAUCCGUUGUGGGAGAUGGAUCCAAGUGGCUUCAAGACUGUCAAGAGUGUAGCUGCAAGAAAGGUGAAAUUCUGUGCCAACACAUCCAGUGCCCGGCAAUAAACUGCACGAAACCAGUCACUGCUCCUGGCGAAUGCUGCCCUACGUGCCUCGAAACAUGCUACUUCCGAGGAAGGACAUACGACCAUGGUGAAAUAGAGUCUGGUAUAAACAUUCCCAUGCCCGAGUGCACCGAUUGUGAGUGCAUCCAUGGGUCCAUGAAAUGCAAUAAGCACGACCCAGACAAAAUUUGUCCACCCCUCUCAUGCCCCCUCUCCGAGCAGAUCGUCGUUCCCGAAAAAUGCUGUAAAGUCUGUCCUGGGACGGAUUACUGCGCUACGCACAAGAAUCAGUGCCAUCCAAACGCCACGUGUGUUAAUUUGCAGACAACUUUUACUUGUCAAUGCAACGAGGGUUACUCCGGAGAUGGUCUUAAAUCAUGUCAAGAUCUGGACGAGUGCCUUUUAAAACGUAGUCACUGCGCACGGGACAGUGUGUGUGUAAAUCUCGACGGAAGUUAUGACUGUAAAUGUAUCGAUGGAUUUAGAAAACUAAACAAAUUCCAGUGUGAAGAUGCAGACGAGUGUGCAGAUGGUUCUCAUAAAUGUCAUAAGCAGGCUACCUGCACGAAUACCAGGGGAUCGUAUGUUUGCACCUGUAAUUCGCAAUAUGAGGGGAAUGGAUUCCAAUGUUCUCCCGUGUGCAAUCGAACCUGCGAGAAUGGAGGAUUCUGCAUAGCUCCGAAUGUCUGUUCCUGCAGGUCAGGUUGGACGGGAGACCUGUGCCAGAUGGAUGUCGACGAGUGUUCUAGCAGUAGUAGCAGCCUGCCUACAGGAAAUCAAAAUAUUAAUAAUAAUAAUAAUGGCAACAACCAAACGAUGAGUGGUGAUUCAGCGGAGGGAGCCGUUUGUCCAAAAUUUGCAAUAUGUGUAAACAAACCUGGUUGGCAUUUAUGCCAGUGUAAAGAAGGCUAUCAACUCGUACUCAAUCAGAACGGGGAUGCUCAUUGUCAAGAUGUUAAUGAGUGUGAAGAGGACAACGUGUGUUCUGACGGCUUGACCUGCAUCAAUGUCGAGGGAACUUAUGAGUGUCGCUGUGAAGAAGGAAAUCCUCAAUGUUCUGCAGGCUGCAUCGAGAACGACACCGUUCACCAGCUCGGUAGUAAAUGGAUGAGUGAAGACUGUCACGUUUGUACUUGUGUAUCCCCCGGAACCACGUCCUGUGUAUCUGACACGUCCGAGUUUUGUUCACAACAUUGCAGUUUGAAAUCAGGGAUCAGUAGUAGUACCACCACUGGUGGUGGUCACCAAUGUUGUUCAAACUGUAAUAAUUUAAAUGCUACGCUACGUUACGAGAGUCACACGAAACUUAAGUCAUGUCGGCAUCAGGUCUACUCUGAAAUUGAGUACCAGUCAGGAGAUGUUUGGUACUCCAACUGUCAGACGUGCGAAUGCCUAAAUGGAGAAACAGACUGCUGGUCGAUCGACUGUCCUCCGGCGAAUUGUCACAAUGCCUACUUGCAGCCGGGAGACUGUUGUUAUCGGUGUCCAGGGGAGGAGAGGAAUCAAGACAAGUGCACCCACUCGCAUCGCAAUGGGACCUUUUCAGAGUGCCACCUCCUAGAGGAGACCAUUCAGUCGGGGACGCGUGUCACACUGCCACAAAAUAAUUGCAUAUCCUGCAAAUGUCAAGUGCCGCUCUGCGCAAAAUUGGUGAGCAAAAAUGAUGGAAUUUGUGUGCUUCGGAUGGAGAACUCUGCUGCUCUUACGAUUAUGAUUGCGUUCACAAGUCUGAGACUGCUUUUCUGACGCCAAGUUCUAAUCUCCGCGUCACGACGACGACGACUAAGACGACAACGACGGGGGACAGCACUACCGUCAGUAGCAUCACUCUCGGUGGGAGUGGAAACUCGAGCAGCAGACGACUCUAACGACCGGAAGGCGGUAGUAGAGGUCACCCCGAAAAAGAGGGUCGUCACCAAAGCAAUAAUUUUCAUCGGGUCAGAAAUUAGUAACCGGCUACCUCUUGUCCUACUGCUGUUUGGACCAUUGUAUCAAAACUUAUGAUCAUGGCUACUACUGCACCCAAUUAGCUACACGUACACUACUCCUUAGAAAAAAGGACUUUUAGAAUUCUGGAAAAUUGACUGUUAUAUCAAAAGUUCAUCAAGUACCGGUGAUGAUAAUGAUGACGAUCCUGAUGAUAAGUUAGUGGGUGGAGGUCACCAUCCACGAUCAUCGGUCUCAUCUGCCUACCCUCAACCCAGUCCAACACCCACUUCAAAAAUUGUUCAAAACACGGUAGUUAUUGGUUUGAAUAAUACGACUACUUGUUGGACCCUCCCCCCGUCGAGAGAUGAUGACAGCACACUAAACGGAAGAAGAAGACCAAAAAGCAAAUCGAAUGAAUGUACCUAAAAUAUGUUAAACUAAUUCACAAGACUCAAAAAACCAGGAUGCGACGAGACACUAACUACUACUAUUACUAAUACUACUACUAUUCAUAUUUGUAUAAGUUUAGUAAAAAAAGAAGAGAGAGAUAAGAGAUCGAGGUCCAUUUUCUUCUGCGAUACUUACUAAAUACAUGAUCAACAAUGAACAUAAUGAUGAUUAUGACGCCGGUCCUCCUCCUCCUCCUCAUUUAUAUACACACUUACAUAAACCAUAUUCAAUUAUUCAUGCCAUAAUAUGAUCGAUGGACUGUAACAAACGCAAUAUAUAACAAAAAAGAGAAACCACUACUACUAAAUACUACUACAUACUACUUACUACCAAGUACAGUAUACAUACAUUGUUGGGAAAAUGUCAUUAUGUAUUCAAAAGUAUAUAAAUAUCUAUCAUCUAUCAUGAUUGAUUUGGAGACUCACACUUAUUGCGCAUAAUGUUUACUCCUAUUAUUUAUUAUGAUUAUAAUUAUCACUUUGUUGUCUUGAGAAGUAAUUUAGUUUAAAUAUAAAAAAGUUAAAUUACAAGCAAGCCAUGUUUUGUUUUAAUGUUGUUGUUAUGUUCAUAAUUAUUAAAUAUUUGUGACUUUAAUACUUUGUCAACGAUUAAAUAAAUCCUUUCUAGUCCAC